GAUUUGUUGGCAGCCAUCGACAACAGUCUGGAGAAGAAACUUACUAUUUGGGAUGUUGUUUCAGGAACAAUGGUUGCAGAAACAAUGAUAAGUGUGGACGUGAUUUGUGACAUCAAUUUCAACCCGAAGUACCCAGACUUGUUGGUAUCUACAGGUAAAGAACACAUCUCGUGGUGGAAGGUUUACAGAGGGAUCGGUACCAUACAGUCUGUCGCACAACCUGACUACGAGACAUAUCUUCGGGCCAGAUUUAUCAUCUGUCUUACUCAUAAUGACAAAGGAGAUCUUAUAACAGGCGAUUCUAACGGCACAAUCUACGUCUGGGGCGACGGAGGGAACAAAAUCACUAAUUUCAUCAAACAUGCCCACGACUCUGACCUUCCUAGGGCCAGAAAGGCAAGACAAAAAACAUAUCUUCGGGCCAGAUUUAUCAUCUGUCUUACUCAUAAUGACAAAGGAGAUCUUAUAACAGGCGAUUCUAACGGCACAAUCUACGUCUGGGGCGACGGAGGGAACAAAAUCACUAAUUUCAUCAAACAUGCCCACGAC
This is a messenger RNA of Pecten maximus, 549 nucleotides long. Its product is annotated as echinoderm microtubule-associated protein-like 2. Gene Ontology annotation, biological process: microtubule cytoskeleton organization. The record is from RefSeq and is a predicted model, not a curated record. NCBI's taxonomy places the organism in Eukaryota, Metazoa, Mollusca, Bivalvia, Pectinida, Pectinidae. The transcript has 5 exons. The annotation marks the transcript as partial. Gene Ontology annotation, molecular function: microtubule binding. Gene Ontology annotation, cellular component: mitotic spindle.